Messenger RNA from Colius striatus (speckled mousebird), 775 nucleotides. RefSeq lists its product as uncharacterized. The transcript is spliced from 2 exons. NCBI's taxonomy places the organism in Eukaryota, Metazoa, Chordata, Aves, Coliiformes, Coliidae. The record is from RefSeq and is a predicted model, not a curated record. The coding region runs from base 92 to 775 and encodes 227 amino acids.
AGCAGGGCUGGGGCCGUGCGGGGCUGGGAGCGGCCAGACCAGGUGCCCCGGGAGCCUCCCGCCCCACUCGCGGGGUGCUGCGGCCGGCGGGAUGAAGGUGACAUUGACAGAGCUCCACAGAGACCUGAGGUACUUGGUGGCAUUGAUGGUAGAGCUCCACAGAGACCUGAGGUACUUGGUGGCAUUAACAGAGCUGCACAGAGACCUGAGGUAUUUGGUGGCAUUGACAGAGCUCCACAGAGACCUGAGGUACUUGGUGACAUUGACAGAGCUGCACAGAGACCUGAGGUACUUGGUGACAUUGACAGAGCUCCACAGAGACAUGAGGUACUUGGUGGCAUUGAUGGUAGAGCUCCACAGAGACAUGAGGUACUUGGUGGCAUUGACAGAGCUGCACAGAGACCUGAGAUACUUGGUGGCAUUGACAGAGCUGCACAGAGACCUGAGGUAUUUGGUGGCAUUGACAGAGCUCCACAGAGACCUGAGGUACUUGGUGACAUUGAUGGUAGAGCUGCACAGAGACCUGAGGUACUUGGUGGCAUUGACAGAGCUGCACAGAGACCUGAGGUACUUGGUGACAUUGAUGGUACAGCUGCACAGAGACCUGAGGUACUUGGUGGCAUUGACAGAGCUCCACAGAGACCUGAGGUACUUGGUGACAUUGAUGGUAGAGCUGCACAGAGACCUGAGGUACUUGGUGGCAUUGACAGAGCUGCACAGAGACCUGAGGUACUGGCACAAAGGGGACUCGAAAAGCCAAUUGCAGAAUAAAUAA